Molecule: messenger RNA, 2196 nt
Organism: Daucus carota subsp. sativus
Lineage: Eukaryota; Viridiplantae; Streptophyta; Magnoliopsida; Apiales; Apiaceae
Product: apoptosis inhibitor 5-like protein API5
Exons: 16
Coding region: 168-1817 (549 amino acids)
Biological process (GO): regulation of programmed cell death
Cellular component (GO): nucleus
Molecular function (GO): mRNA binding
Source: RefSeq, a predicted model, not a curated record
ACACUUACCGAAAUAGGUUCAAUCCACGGUUAUUUUCGUCUUCACUCCUCCCUUUCUCCUCUUCACUCUCGACUUGAAAUUUAAUUAAACCCCUCUUUCUCACAUACACACGCAGAGAACACACACAAUUCAGACUUAUUUAACACUAAUCAAAGCUCUACACAACAAUGGCCGACGAAGGCAAAGACAUCGAAAAGCUCUAUGAGUACGGCGAACGUCUCAAUGAAGCCAAAGACAAGUCUCAGAAUGUAGAAGAUUACGAGAACAUAAUUAAGGCAGCCACGAGUAGUAGUGUAAAGGCAAGACAAUUAGCUGCACAGCUUAUCCCGCGAUUUUUCAAGUUCUUUCCUGAUCUUUCUGUUUCUGCCGUCGAUGCUCAUCUUGAUUUGUGCGAAGCUGAAGAACUCGGGAUUAGGGUUCAAGCAAUUCGCGGCCUUCCUCUUUUUUGCAAGGAUACACCUGAGCAUCUUUCAAAAAUUGUUGACAUUCUAGCACAACUCCUUACUGCUGAAGAGAAUGUAGAGCGUGAUGCAGUUCAUAAAGCCCUUUUGUCAUUAUUGAGGCAGGAUGUGAAAGCUUCAUUGACAGCGCUCUUUAAGCACAUUGAGAGCGUUGAUGAGCCAAUCACGGAUGAAAACCUUCGCGAGAGGACACUGAUUUUCAUAAAAGAUAAGGUUUUUCCUCUAAAAGCUGAGCUCCUAAAGCCUCAAGAGCAAAUGGAAAGACAUAUAACUGAUUUGAUUAAGAAAAGUUUACAAGAUGUGACUGGUGCGGAGUUUGAAAUGUUCAUGAAUUUCUUAAAAAGUUUAAUUCUGUUUGGAGAAAAAGCUCCUCCUGAGCGUGUGCAAGAGCUGAUUGAAAUUAUAGAAGCGCAAGCUGAUUUAGAUAUACAGUUCGAUGUUUCAGAUGUGGACCAUUAUGAUCGAUUGAUAUCAUGUCUGUUCAUGGCCAUUCCAUUUUUUAUGAGAGGUGCAUCGAACAGCAAAUUCCUGACCUACUUGAACAAACACAUUUUUCCUAUUUUUGAUGAGCUUCCUGAAGAACGCAAAGUUGGCUUGCUGAAAAACCUUGCUGAAUGCUCUCCUUACACAGCACCACAGGAUGCCAGAUUGAUUUUUCCUUCAGUUAUUCAACUUCUAAAGAAGUACAUGCCUAAGAGGAAAACGGCUGAAGAGAUGAACUUUACAUACGUGGAAUGUUUAUUAUUCACAUUUCACCAUUUAGCAAGCAAGGCACCAAACGCUUCCAAUAGCCUAUGUGGCUACAAAAUUGUAACAGGUCAACCAUCAGAUAGGCUUGGUGAGGACUUCACAGAACAGUACAAAGAUUUUACAGAGAGGUUGAACUGUGUUGAAGAGCUUGCCAAGGCAGCCAACAAGAAACUGACUCAGGGAAUGGCUGAACACAGCAAAGCAAUGUCUACUGCUAAGUCUGAUGAAGAAAAGGCUAACAUUAAAACUCAGAAGCAGAAUGCGACGACUGGUUUGCGAACAUGCAAUAACAUACUAGCUAUGACACAGCCAUUGCACUCAAAGUCACCUUCAUUUAUUGGGGAUAAGAGAAUCAACUUAUCUUGGAAGGAAGCCGUCAAACCCUCCCAACAUACUACUGCUACUUCCGCUGGAGGAAAACGUUCUGCCAAUGAUAAUAACGGGUCAAAUACUUAUGCAAACAAGAAAGGUCGUGGAGGCGGUGGUAUGCAAAACCAACUUUUUAAUAGGGCAUUUGAAAAUUUACCACAAGGAGGGAGAAGCGGUUCAAGGGGAGGCAGAGGCAGGGGCCGAGGUAGGCAAGGAAGGGGAAGGGACUAUUGGUAGGUUUGAUCUACCCUUGUGCAAAAUAAUCGGGUAAAUUUUAUUCAGAAGAGUGUAGAAUUUCAGAAGCGCCCAUCAGUAAUAUGUAUUCUUCUAUGAGUCCUGGAAGGAAAAGCCAGAUAAAUCAAGGAGUUCGGGCCAGAGCGGCUUUUUCGAAUUAUAUCUCUAAAGUCUUGUCUCCACUCUUGAAGAGCUACAGCCUUUCCUCAACUUAGCCAAGUACUGUUUUUCUCAUACAAAGUAGGAACAACACUUUAAAAUCCGGAUAUUCUUCUUUUUUUAUAUUAUCCCUGAUUGUGUUUACUGAAUCGUUUUUUUUAUUAAUUAUUGAACCGUGGAAAACAAUUUAUAAGAUUUGCUAUAUCUUAUUUUUAUUUGCUUG